UCAGUGUGUCCCAGCGUGAGUCUGCGGCCGGUCGAAGCAUGGAGGAGUUAGCCCGAGAGAGCAUCAGCCUGCUGGCCUCCGCCUCGGCCAAGCCACGCGUGGACGCGGGCGCCGGGCGCCGCCUCGGCUCCGUGGGGGCCGUUUUCAUCAUGCUGAAAUCCGCCCUCGGCGCCGGGCUCCUCAACUUUCCGUGGGCCUUCGAGAGAGCCGGGGGGGUCCGCAGCGCGGUCACCGUGGAGCUGGUCUCCCUGGUGUUCCUGGUCAGUGGCCUGAUCAUCCUGGGCUACGCCUCGUCCAUCAGUGGCCAGUGCACCUACCAGGCGGUGGUGAAGGAGCUGUGCGGGCCAGCCAUCGGACAGCUGUGUGAGAUCUGCUUCGUCUUCAACCUCUUCAUGAUCUCCGUGGCCUUUCUAGUGAUAGUGGACGACCAGCUGGACAAGCUGUGCGGCUCGCUGUACCAGCUGAUAACGGAUAUGCCGGCGUCGGAGAUGCCGCACCACUUCUACACAAACCAGCACUUUGGGCUGGUGCUGCUCUGCCUCCUUCUCAUCCUGCCGCUGUCCAUCCCCAGAGAGAUCAGCAUCCAAAAGUACAUCAGUGGUCUUGGCACCCUGGCUGCCACCUACCUGACCAUUGCCAUCAUCAUCAAAUACCACACCACGCCCUCUGUUGUGGUCCACAUCUCGCCUCUCUACACCAGUGGGAUCAGCUCCUGGUCCUCCAUGUUCAGCGUCAUACCAACCAUCUGCUUCGGUUUCCAGUGCCACGAGGCGUCCGUCGCCAUCUACAGCAGCAUGGAGAACCAGCGUCUCUCCCACUGGGUUUUCAUCUCCGUGGUCUCCAUGAUCUUUUGUCUGGUCAUCUACUCCCUCACAGGGGCAUACGGGUACCUGACAUUUGGAAAGGACGUGAAGGCCGACAUUCUGAUGUCGUACACCGGCGACGACGUCCUGAUGCUCGUUGCCAGGCUGCUGUUUGGAAUCUCCAUCAUCACCAUCUACCCCAUCAUCCUGCUGCUGGGCAGAUCGGUGAUCCAGGACCCCUUGCUGAGCUGGCGGCGGCGGCAGGUCGGCGCGGCGACAGCGGCGUUUGAGAGCCGCAGCCGCUACGCGCUGACGGUCAUGUGGAUAACGGCGACGCUCCUCAUCGCCACGUACGUGCCGGAUAUCAGCAAGGUCAUCAGCGUCAUCGGGGGGAUCAGCGCCUUUUUCAUCUUCAUCUUCCCAGGACUCUGUUUGAUGUUCGCCAUGCAGUCUGAGCCGGUGUCCUGUAAAACCAGAGUCCUCCUCACCGUGUGGGGGGUGGUGACCCUACUCUGUGGAGCUUUCAUCUUCGGCCAGAGCACCACCAUCGCCGUCAUGCAGGUCCUCGGGAAGAUCUGAGCGCUGCCCCUGGUCGCACCGAUCCAAGGGUUUACAUGGAGACGUGGUGACCACAUCACCAAUCCUUUCCUCUCCCCCGGAGAGCUAAACCCAGUAAAAACCCUCCCUCCUUCAGCCCCGAGGUACGGCGCAUUCAUUUGGGUUCAUGGUUCCUAGUUGCAAAUGAGCAGGAGCAGCGUCUUCCUCUCGCCAUACUGAGAUGAUCUGAUUGAAAUCCUUUGUUUAUAUUGUUGUUGAUCGACCAUCACAUUCAUUUUGCAUACAGCAUGUGAUCUAUGAAGAUAAGGAGCUCAAACUGAUGGCAGGCUGGCAGUUUCUUUUCUUUUGUGCCGUUAUUCUUGAAGAAUGUAUUAGACUUUAACGGUGUUUAAUUAUGAACAGUGUCACGUUAAACCAACGGGAACGUUGUGCCAAUAUGAAAUUAAAACUUGAGGGCUAUUAUUAUGUGUGCCAAACAUGAGGCCCUAAGCCAGUUCCCACUAGAAUAUGAGCCGAAGGAGGCCUGACUGGGCAAAUGUCAAAGGCUUGCUGGUAUUUACUGUAGAACACAGAGAGACAGAACUUAUACGCUGACUUUUUAAAAUCAAAUAUCCAAGUAUUCCAACAGUUAAGAA
This is a messenger RNA of Pungitius pungitius (ninespine stickleback), 1996 nucleotides long. RefSeq names its product solute carrier family 38 member 8a (gene slc38a8a). The transcript is spliced from 10 exons. NCBI's taxonomy places the organism in Eukaryota, Metazoa, Chordata, Actinopteri, Perciformes, Gasterosteidae. Gene Ontology annotation, biological process: amino acid transmembrane transport. The record is from RefSeq and is a predicted model, not a curated record. The coding region runs from base 39 to 1382 and encodes 447 amino acids. Gene Ontology annotation, molecular function: L-amino acid transmembrane transporter activity.